AUGGAGAACCUGCGGAGGGAGCUUGCUCCGCCCCGCGGUUCGCGCGCGGACAGAGUGUUCCCGGCUCCUAUGUGGGCGUCUGAUGAGACAGAGGACCUGAUCUGGGAGAAACCAGCUUCUCUAGGGUUGCUCGUCACUCCGACCCGAAGCUUUUGGCUGAUUCCUACUGAGAAGAACAAUGAUUACGAGGAGUGUUCUCCAGAGAUCAUGGAAGAAGAAUGAAAAAUAUUACUUAAAAUCCUCCAACAAGAUCUUGAUUGUAUCUUAGAUACAUUAACAUUUUGAAGGCUAAUUUCUGAGACUAUUACAGAUCCCCUGAAGAAAAGUCUGAAGCUGUUCAUUUUGGUACAUAAGGGAGAAGUGAGCUGUCAGCUUUUUCUCAACUGUUUAUUAAGUACUUUUUCAGAAUCAGCUACCAUUUGGGGCUUAAAUCAUGAAAUUUUAAAACAUAAGAAGAUAGAAUCACCUCAAUCUAGGGGGGGAAGAUAUUUUUAAAUUUUUCCUGGAGACAAACAGUCUGAGAAUCCUGAGAUCACCAUGUCCUUCAAAGAGAAAGAACACUUGGAUUUGGAAACCUCUGAGUCGUUCACAGACAAGAAAACUGCUUGUCCAAGGGUCUCUGCUUGGUCCUCAAAGGAAAACAACCCACCAAAGUCCACAGCACCACAAUUGGUUGAGAAUGUUGAAUAUGAAUUUCUAGCAACUAGAAAUACUGAGUAUUUACAGGAUGGAUGGAGAUAUGAAGAGCCAGAUGAUUCUUUAUACUUAGGAGAAGAGGACUAUCUAGAAUCUUUUGGAUACUCUGAAGAUGCAGAAACCACCGUGGAAGAGGAGGCUUAUGAUGACACAGAGUGCCUUGUCUAUUAUGGGGAAGAGGACUCUAUGUAUUCGGAAAACGGAGAGUUCUCUGAUGAACAACAUUCUGAAGAUUCAGAAACUGGCGUGUUAUUAGAGAAGGAAGAGGAGAAAAGUGCGGAAGAAAGAAAAAAGGUGUUUGAAGAUGUCCUGGCCUGUUUGAACCUGGAUCGGAGCAGAAAACUUCUGCCGGAUUUCGUUAAACAAUUUUCCUUAGACCGAGGAUGUGGGUGGGUACCUAAGACUAUGGGUGACUUAGCCUGGAAUUUCCUGAUGAAAGUUCAAGCACUGGAUAUGACAGCCAGAGAUUCAAUCCUUAGACACAAGAUUCUGGGUAAUGAGAGCGAAGAGGAAUUUCUAACUGGAAUAGAGAAUUUGGAAAUCAGAGAAACAGAAACCAUUAAUCCCCUUGAUGUCCUGUGUGCCUCUAUGCUGUGUUCAGACAGCUCUUUGCAACGCGAAGUCAUGUCAAACAUGUAUCAAUGCCAGUUUGCUCUUCCCCUGCUACUGCCAGAUGCAGAAAACAACAAGAGCAUUUUAAUGCUGGGUGCCAUGAAGGACAUUGUGAAGGAGCAGUCAACACAGCCUUCAGGAGGUCCUACAGAGGGUACGGAAAAGCUUCUGACUCUCAUGAAGAUGCUCAUCUCUUUUGUGCGUCUGGGAUACUGUAGCUUCUCCAAGUCCAGAAUCCUCAACACACUGCUCAGCCCUGCCCACCUGAAAUCACACAAAGUCUUUCUCCAUCAGGAUUUGCCUGUUCUAGUGCUUCCCCGGCAGAUCUCUGAUGGUCUGGUUGAAAUAACCUGGUGUUUUCCUGAUAGCGAUGGUCUAAAGGAAAACUCCAGUUUUUUCCAGAAGCCUGUUGCUGUGGCCAACCUUCGCGGAGAUCUAAAAAGUUUUUGGACACAGUUUGGUUUCUUGAUGGAAGUUUCCUCAGCUGUGUUUUUUUUCACUGACAGCCUAGGUGAGAAGGAAUGGAAUCUACUGAUGUUUUUAGGAGAAGCUGCCAUUGAAAGAUGCUACUUUGUCCUCAGUCCCCAGGCCAAGGAGAGUGAAGAGGCUCAGAUUUUCCAGAGGAUCCUGAACUUGAAACCAACACAGCUGCUGUUUUGGGAGGAGGAGGAAGCUGAAGAGAAGGGGAGGAACAUGGAGGGCCUUCAAGCUGCCCUCCAGGAAGUGAUGGCUGCUUCACUCAGGUGUGUGUCUGUAGAGGACAUGGCCUCCCUGGCCAGGGAGUUGGGGAUCCAGGUAGACCAAGACUUUGAAAAUAUUCAGGGGAUUCAAAUUUCCCCUAGUGAAGACUUAGCUGGAAUAGCUGAAGAUGAAGGACAACAAAGAUACAGUCAGCCAAAAAGCUCAUCUGAAAGCCCUGCUGAGACAUCCAGAAGAGAGCCUGGGGCUGGAGGUGAGAUCAACCAGAAUCUUCAGAAUUUCCACACCCCCCCAGUAUUCAUGUUUCAUCCAAAAAACCCCUGUCCUUUACCAACCAGAACUGGAGGUCACUUUAACCCUGUUUCUUUGAAAGCCCCCUGGGUCAUGGGUUCCCACUUUUGGACAGAGCAGAGGCCUCAGUGGUUCUAUCUUCCCUUUCAGAAUACAAGGGCCUGUAGUCCAGGUAAAAAUUUGGGGAUUCAAUACUUCCAACCCCAGAGACUUUAUUCAGGUGAAAGGUUUAUGAAAUUUUCAAGAAAACUUCGGGGAUGUCAUGCAGGUAGAACUUUUGGGAGGCCACCAAGACCCAGGUGUGCACAGGCCUGGCCUGAGAGACCACAGGUCAAAUAUUCCACAUAUAAACCAUCCCAACCUGUGUUCUCUCAACCCAAGCACACUCAGACAAAACCCGCCCAGUCCCAGUCCACUCCAGCUCAAUGUUCUCUAUCCAAACCUACUCAGCCCAAGCUGUACAAGCCCCAGUCCCACCAACCUAAGCCUUUCAGCUCCAGUCUUCCCAAGCUAAGACUUCUCAGCCCCAGUCCUCCCAACAUAAGCCUUCUCAACCGAGCCCUCCCAAGCUAAGCCCUCCUCAUCCAAACCCACUCAGCCCAAGCUGUACAGGCCCCAGUCCCACCAACCUAAGCCUUCUCAGCCCCAGUCCUCCCAAGCUAAGCCCUCUCCAUCCAAACCUACUCAGCCCAAUUCAUUCAAGCCCCAGUCCUCCCAGUCAAAGCCUUCUCAGCCCCUUUCUCCCAAGCUAAGCCCUCUCCAUCCAAACCCACUCAGCCCAAGCCAUAUAAGCCCCAGUCCUCCCAAGCUAAGCCUUCUCAGCCCAGAUGUACUCAACCCAAGUCAUCUCAGACCAGUCCUUCACAGGCUAAGGCAUAUUCCCCAAGAGCAGGGCCCAAGAGUGUAGGGAAGCAUUAAAGUUCUUAUUCUAGAGACCUAUGAAAUGUAUCCUUUGCCCAGGCCUUUCCUACAUAUAACAACCUGAAGAAGAGUGACAGAGAGAGUAAGGUAUUGUUAGCAUGACACAGAAAACAAGAUAUGCACAGCCAUAUCUGCAAGAAUUAUGUCCCUAAAAAAUACAAAAAGAAUAAAGAAUAGACUCAAGCAGUAAGUAAAUGAAUUGAAUCAAACCUUGAGCAUCGGGUGGUAUAUAACCUGACUCCAGGGAAUGGGGGCUGUAAGGUGAUUUCACUUGGAGAAGAGUGAGGAUGAAGCCUCUAAUGGCAAAGUGACCAUAAAACAGGGUACAUGUUGCCUCAGUUUUGCAGGAAAAGUUGCCCUAGAUGUUGGCUGCUCUAGAGGUGUCUUGGUCAAAAAUUUUUUGUUCAAUAUCAGAUGCUAAGCAGAUAAUCCUGUUUGUUUGGAAUGUUUAAAUCAACUUGCUUGUGAUAGUAGCCCCAAAUUGCUUGGAUGAUAAAACUCAUUUGACCCUUACAUAUAGAAAUAAUGAAUUAACAACCAAUAAAAUUAUUUUGCAUUAACUUCA
Molecule: messenger RNA, 3784 nt
Organism: Sus scrofa (pig)
Lineage: Eukaryota; Metazoa; Chordata; Mammalia; Artiodactyla; Suidae
Gene: CARD6
Product: caspase recruitment domain family member 6
Source: RefSeq, a predicted model, not a curated record